UAAAUUCCGUGAGAGUGACACAAGCAUCCAGGGAGCGCGCUUUGGAGUGGACGUCAGUCAGUGCGCGUGUCAGUCAAUCCAACCCUUCCGGACACAGAGAGCGCGCCGCGCAUCCACAUUCCCUCCCGCGAGGAGCGCUCAGCUGUCUCAUCCCGUUCUAUCUCAGCGCCUGGAAUUUUAUCUCCCCGGUGCUGUUCACACCUUUCUUCGCCAGCCCCCGGGAAUAACGGGCGACCCGUAGUGCUCUCCGUGGCGAUGGUGUCUGACAUGAUCUGACAGAGGAAGACUGCAGCGAUAGUCUCCCUGGUUAUUAUGGGCUGUGCCCACUGUAAACAGAAAAAGGCUGCAGCCAAGGCUGCUGCAGUCGAGCUGUCUGACCCAUCUCCUAGCAACAGCCCUGAUGGGGUUGUGUCUACAGCAUCGGCCAUGCCCCGUUAUCAUCCUGGCCCCACCCACCCGACAAUACCUGACUUCAACAAGCCGUUUGCUUCCGCCUGUUUUCCUAAUACUAACGCACAAACCUGCGCAGGGGGCAUCACAGGUGGCGGUGUAACUCUCUUCAUAGCAUUGUAUGACUAUGAUGCUCGUACUGAAGAUGACCUGUCCUUCCAGAAGGGAGAGAAGUUCCACAUUAUCAACAACACAGAGGGGGAUUGGUGGGAGGCCCGAUCAUUGGACACUGGGAAGUCCGGUUACGUCCCUAGUAACUAUGUAGCUCCUGUAGACUCUAUACAGGCUGAGGAUUGGUAUUUCGGGAAGAUGGGGAGGAAGGAUGCAGAGAGACAGCUCCUGGGGCUGGAGAACCCCAGAGGAACAUUCCUUAUCAGAGAGAGUGAGACCACCAAGGGUGCCUACUCUCUGUCUAUCCGGGACUGGGAUGAUGGUAAAGGUGACCACGUCAAACAUUAUAAGAUCAGGAAGCUGGACAAUGGAGGAUAUUAUAUCACAACACGCACACAGUUCGACACCGUGCAUCAACUGGUGCAGCACUACACAGAGCGAGCGGCAGGUUUGUGCUGUAGGUUGAUUGGCAGCUGUAGGCGGGGCAUGCCUAAGCUAGCCGACCUGUCGGUGAAGACCAAGGACGUGUGGGAGAUUCCCAGAGAAUCUCUCCAGCUGAUUAAGAAGCUGGGCAACGGGCAGUUUGGAGAAGUCUGGAUGGGUAGGAAGUUCUGUGUCUUUGCAUGUGUUUUCAUCUCAUUUCAUCUCCCUCCCUCUCCACUCCUACCAUCCCCCUUCCCCCUCCAACCCCUCACUCCUCUAGGCUGUAACGAUGGGCUGUGUUACUUUCUGACCACACCCUGUCCCAAUGCCACGCCCCUCACCCUGGGGCUGGGGCGGGACGCCUGGGAGGUUGCCAGGAAAACGCUGGCCCUAAACAGAAAGUUGGGCCAGGGCUGCUUCGGAGACGUCUGGAUGGGUAUGUGGAACGGCACCACCAAGGUAGCAGUGAAGACAUUGAAGCCAGGCACCAUGUCUCCAGAGGCCUUCCUAGAAGAGGCUCAGAUCAUGAAGAGACUGAGACAUGACAAGCUGGUGCAGCUGUACGCUGUGGUCUCUGAAGAACCCAUCUACAUCAUCACAGAGUUCAUGAGCCAAGGUAGCUUACUGGACUUCCUGAAGGAUGGGGAAGGAGGGAAUCUGAAGUUGCCUCAACUGGUGGAUAUGGCUGCACAGAUAGCGGCAGGCAUGGCGUAUAUAGAGCGUAUGAACUACAUCCAUCGUGAUCUGCGAGCGGCAAACAUUCUGGUCGGGGAAAAUCUGGUGUGCAAGAUCGCUGACUUUGGUCUGGCCAGACUCAUAGAGGACAAUGAGUACACAGCCAGACAAGGAGCCAAGUUCCCCAUCAAGUGGACAGCUCCUGAAGCAGCUCUAUAUGGGCGCUUCACCAUCAAGUCUGAUGUGUGGAGCUUUGGUAUCCUGCUCACUGAACUCAUCACAAAAGGACGCGUGCCUUACCCAGGUAUGAAUAACCGCGAGGUCCUGGAGCAGGUGGAGAGAGGCUACAGGAUGCCCUGUGCGGUGGGUUGUCCUGCCUCCCUCCAUGAGCUGAUGGUGCAGUGUUGGCGGAGAGAGGCGGACGAGAGACACACCUUUGAAUACCUGCAGGGCUUCCUGGAAGACUACUUCACUGCUACUGAACCCCAGUACCAGCCUGGAGAGAACCUGUGACCACGCACAUGCACACAGACACAAGUGUACACACACACACACAACCUAUACAUACUGUAAGCCUUAUCUACUAUAUGUUGCUGUCUGUCAGGGCAGAGCAAUCAAACACGAGCCAGAAUUCUUCCUCUCCUCCUAUCUGUGCUCGGCUGCCCAGACCAGCAGAGGAAAUGGGACUGUUGUCAGUGUACUAUGCCUUAAUAGCUUUACUGGGGGGGGUUUAAGGUUAGGGUUAGAUGGGGUUAGGGGUCAAGGUUUGUGGGGCUGUAGGGGACCAGUUUGUGCCUAAAAUCUUUACUUGUGUAAGAUGAUGAUGGUGAUGACUUCACUCCAAUGCUUUUUACUCUCUAAGCAUCUUUCAUGACGUCAAAGUGGAUUUUUUCUGUAACCUUUCUUAAACCUGAUAUUGACAACCCUGUUUUUAAUUUUUUUUAUUUAAUGCUUGUAUAUCUACUGUUUGUAUCUUAGCUAACACAUGGGGUUUGUUCAACAGGGUGCAACGUUUCAGAAUGUUCAGAUAGAUAAUCAUAUAUGUUCUAUACAGUAUAUUUUUAUCAGGUAGAAUAGUUGUUUGUACCAGCUCUAUUCGUACAAUUUCUAUGUGCUAUGUUCUGACUAUUUCACCUCUCUGAAUCCACGUAUGUUCUGUAUACAGCCUUCUGCCAAUGGGAGGGCCAGGCAAAGGGUCAAAUGAAUGCACAGAGGUCGGAGUUGGGACCGUGAGCAGGAGUGUGGGUUUUUAUGAUGAUUUUAACUUUUCUGUUGUUUCAGAUGUUUCUGUGCCUGUGGUAAAGUUAUUUUCCACAAUACACGUGUGUCUUGCUUUCUUAGUUUCUAGGUCUAGCCUUCAAACACAUAUUUCUUUACUCACAGACACAUGAACACACACAUUUUGACUGUCUAGUUUGGUCAGUCUACUUCAAAUUGGUUCCCUCCUGUGGUAAGUCUGUCUGCUGUUUUAUCUGUGUGAGCACCCAGCACUGUUCAUUAUAACAUAAUUAGAGCAGAAAAAAUAAAUGUUUUGUCAUACCCAUGG
This is a messenger RNA of Salvelinus fontinalis (brook trout), 3205 nucleotides long. RefSeq names its product Yes-related kinase (gene yrk). The transcript is spliced from 13 exons. The record is from RefSeq and is a predicted model, not a curated record. Lineage: Eukaryota; Metazoa; Chordata; Actinopteri; Salmoniformes; Salmonidae. Gene Ontology annotation, cellular component: extrinsic component of cytoplasmic side of plasma membrane. Gene Ontology annotation, biological process: cell surface receptor protein tyrosine kinase signaling pathway; protein phosphorylation; integrin-mediated signaling pathway. Gene Ontology annotation, molecular function: non-membrane spanning protein tyrosine kinase activity; ATP binding; signaling receptor binding. The coding region runs from base 313 to 2172 and encodes 619 amino acids.